AUGAACGGUAACGGUGACGUCGAUCAGAAUAGCGGCAAUUUGUUGGAUAUUUAUCCGCUCAGCUGUUACUACUUUGGCUCCAGAGAUGCUGUUCCGUUUAGAGACGAAACCGUCUCCGAUCAUCUCCUCCGCAUGAAAGCCAAUUAUGAUGCUCACGGAUUGAGGACUUGCGUUCAAGCGGUUAUGCUGGUCGAGCUUUUCAAGCACCCACAUCUCUUGCUUUUGCAGAUUAGGAAUUCCAUGUUUAAGCUUCCAGGGGGUCGCCUAAGGCCACUAGAAUCAGAUGUGGAUUGCUUGAAGAGAAAACUUUCAAGUAAGCUCUCAGAUGUUGGAGAUGGGAAUGCCCCUGAUUGGCAGGUAGGAGAAUGCCUUGGUAUGUGGUGGAGGCCUGAUUUCGAGACAUUACUUUAUCCUUAUAUUCCAGCUAAUAUAAAAAGGCCAAAGGAGUGCAUAAAACUCUUCCUUGUUACGUUGCCUGAGACUCAAAAGUUCAUAGUGCCCAAAAACUUUAAGAUGCUUGCAGUUCCCCUUAGUCAAAUUCAUGAAAACGACAAGUCACCUAAUUUCUCUCAGCUUUGCUAUCCAAGUAUGAAGAAGGGCAUUUUGGCCCCUAACCUCAAGCUUAACCUCCCUCCUCCGGAUGAAGAGUCUCUUUCUAAGUUCUUGACUGAAUCGGGUACGUUUAAGGAUGGUGAUCUGCUAGUCAACAGAGAUGGGGUUCGAAUUGUUCCUCAGAAUGAAGUUGCAGCGCCAUCCCUUAUACAGCCAUCAGAUAACCAGUUAAGCUUGGCGGACUUUGACGCAAUCAAAGUUAUAGGGAAGGGAAAUGGAGGUGUCGUGCGCCUGGUACAACAUAAGUGGACAGGACAGUUCUUUGCUUUAAAGGUUAUUCAAAUGAAUAUUGAAGAGUCAGCUCGGAAAAACAUUGCUCAGGAACUGAAAAUCAACCAGUCCUCGCAAUGUCCCUUUGUUGUUGUGUCGUACCAGUCUUUUUAUGAUAAUGGUGCCAUAUCCAUAAUCCUGGAGUACAUGGAUGGGGGAUCACUUGCAGAUUUCCUAAAGAAAGUCAGAACUAUACCAGAGCCAUAUCUUGCUGCCAUCUGCAAGCAGGUACUCAAAGGCUUGUGGUAUCUGCAUCAUGAAAAGCAUAUCAUCCACAGGGACUUAAAGCCUUCAAAUUUGCUAAUAAACCACAGAGGUGAAGUGAAGAUAACUGAUUUUGGCGUCAGUGCAAUACUAGCAAGCACUUCAGGACUUGCUAAUACCUUUGUUGGCACAUACAACUAUAUGUCUCCAGAGAGGAUUAUUGGAGGCAACUACGGUUACAGAAGUGACAUCUGGAGCUUGGGUUUGGUUCUGCUUGAGUGUGCAACCGGUCAAUUUCCUUAUUCACCCCCACAGCCAGGGGAAGGAUGGACUAACGUGUAUGAGCUGAUGGAAACCAUUGUUGACAAACCUGCGCCUCGUGCCCCUUCAGAUCUGUUUUCUCCAGAAUUCUGUUCAUUUAUCUCUUCAUGCAUACAGAAAGAACCAAAGGAUAGACUGUCAGCCAAUGAGCUCAUGAUGCAUCCUUUCCUCAGUAAAUUUGACGAUCUGGAUAUCGACCUUGCCGCUUACUUCACCAGCGCUGGUCCUCCCCUUGCAACAUUCUAA
This is a messenger RNA of Oldenlandia corymbosa var. corymbosa, 1653 nucleotides long. NCBI's taxonomy places the organism in Eukaryota, Viridiplantae, Streptophyta, Magnoliopsida, Gentianales, Rubiaceae. The record is from the annotation of a GenBank genome assembly.